AUGAAUUGCAGAUUUGAUUAAGAAAUCGAUACCAUUCAGCAAAACCCCAUAAAUCCAAGCAACUCCCAUUCCAGCAAGCAAAAGAAUUAUCUUUGCAACCUAUUAAGUAAUUUAUGCAUUCAUAUCUUCAACAGAUAUUUAAUAGCCAAUUAACAAAGAACAUGACAAAUAUUCAGAUAAUAUUAAAAUUUAGCAAAAAUCUAAUCAAUCUAUCAAUGACAUACACAAUAGGCAUUCCUUCAAACCCAGAUUGUCUACUAUGCCCAAUCUAGAAGAAGUGGAGAGAAUCGAUAGAAUAAGCAAUUAAUUUUAAUAAACCAUGGCGAAACUGGAAGAAGCCUAAGAACUCAACUCUACCCAUAAUUAAGACGCAUACCUUUAAAAAGUUGUAAUUGUGCAAUCCAAAAUUCGUUCAUUUUUAAUGAGAAGACAAUACCUGAACCUCAAAACGCAAUUUCAAUAUAGAAAAAGAGUUCUCAAUGAACUUUUUAUAACCGAACAAUCGUAUUGCUAAGCACUAACAAUAUUGAUAAAUGCGUAUUUAAAACCAUUAAGAGAACAAAAUAAAUUAAUAUCUUCAUAAAUUAUUUAAUAGAUAUUUUCUAAUGUGGAAGCCAUUUAAUAGCUCUCCGUCGACAUCCUGGAAAUAUUUAGGAAGAAACUAGAGCAAUUUACAUAUUAUUCCCUUAUAGCCGACAUAUAAUUGCAGCAACACAUCUCUUUCUUUAAAAUUUACUCAAUCUAUUUGGUGAACUAUCAAAAAGCCUUUAGUGUACAAAUGAAAUUAAAAAAGGAAAACAAACCGUAUAAACAAUUCUUGGAUGCAAUAGACAAAUAAAAUCAAGGAAAGACCUUGGAAUCCUAUUUCUUGAUUUUGCCUGUCUAACGUAUACCUAAGUAUGUACUUUUAUUUAAGGAUCUCUUAAAAAAUACAUCUCAAGAUCACCCUGACUACACUAAUAUUAAGUUGGUUCUUGAAAAAUUUGAACAAGUUGCCAAUCAAAAUAACAAAUCAAUGGAUAGUCUACUUAAAAAUCAAAAGUUAUUUGAUUUAUAAAAAUAGUAUGGGAACUUCGUAAAAAUCCUAGAGUAGAGUAGAUAAUUUCUAAGAGAAGAAUCUCUUCAUAUGUACUACACAAAAGGAGCUUAAAUCAAACCUGUUAUUGUUUAUUUUCUUUCUGACUUGAUUCUUGUAACAGAAAGAGAUCAAACAAAAUAAGAACAUAACUUUAAGACUUUUAUCAAACUUAAUUAUUAAAGUAAAUGUCAAUAAUUACCUGAAAUGUGCAAGUAUAAGUAUUUAUUUCAAAUUAAUGGUGUUGACAACUCUGUAAUCUUUGUAGUUCUCAGUUAAAAUUCAGAACAGGACAUGUAAGAGUAUAUUAAUAUGGUCAAUCAAGAGAUAAAGGAACUUUAGGAUAAAAAAGCAGAAAGAGAUAAAGCACUUUAAGAGAUGAUCCCUGAAAAAUAAAAAGUUAACCAAAUUGAUAAUAUAAGUGUUUCCAUUUAAAUCAUUGGAACUGAAGAAGUCAUUGAUGCAACCAAUAACAAAUUUACUUAGUAUAUAUUCGAGAUAGAUAUAAACAAUAAUAUUACUUAAAAGAUAUACUUAAGAUACAGUUUGUUUAAAAAAGUAUAGCAAGAAGUGAAAGCGCUGUUUCCAAAAAUAAAAAUAACUGAAAUUAAAGAGAAUUCGUAUUUUGAUAGAAAUGAAGCUGCAGUCAUAGAUGUAUAUAUUGUAUGUUAUUAUUAGAAAAGGAAAAUUGUGAUGAUAGAAUUUCUAUAGAUAUUAUUGAAUGCAUCUGAGUUUAAGGAGAAUAAAACAUAAAACUAAUUAAUUUUAGCAUUAUUGGGAUUGCCUGAAAACUUUUAUGAUUUGCCUGCAAUUCUAGUGAAAUAAUACAGAUAAUCAAUUAUGGGAGUUGGAAUUAAUUUUAGAGCAUCAAAAAAACCAGCAAGUGGAACUAUAGACUAUUCAUAGAAUUCAGUAAGUUUUAGUUCAAAUGAAAAUUCGAAUUUUACAACUAUGAUCACCUAAAUUAGUUCCCCCAGGGAUGCUCAUAAAUAAAUUGAAGUAUAAUCAUCUGCCUUAAAGUUUUCUGAUUAAAAGACUGAAUAGACUAUAAGCUAGAUUGCAAAAGAUCCUUAAACUCCAGUUCGAGGGUUAAGAGCUGCAAGCAUGAAAAAUUUAAGAAAGAUUUCUGCGACUCAAUUAUUGGCUGUAGAAAGCAAAGGAAAUUCUAGACAAAGUUCAGUAGUAGACAAGGAGUUUUUGAAUUCUAUUUAGGUCAAAAUUAAAGUCAUGAUAUUUCUAAGUUUUAAAUAGGUUGAGAAAGAGUUUUUUAUAAACAAAGACACAUCAGCUUUUAAUUUAAUGGAAGAGAUAGCAACUGAAAUAUAACUUUAAUCUGCUUAUGAUUUUAGAUUAUAUUAUAUUGAUAACACCUAUUUAAAACCUUUGGAUAAUGAUGAGAGGCUGUGGAAUUUUUUAGUCAGAUUUGAUGAGCCUUUUGGUCUUUUUAAAAAGUCUUAGAAAGUGCCUUUUUAUAAUGGAAAAUUGCUAUAGCUCAGGAAACACUUAUAUGUAUCAAAUAAGGAGGAGACAGAUUAUUACACUUAGGACUUAGUGAGAUUACAAUUAAUCAGUUAUCAGUUAUUUGACGAUAUUAGCAACAUGAGAUUAACACUGGGUCCUAAAGAUCAUAUUCUCUACACAGCCUUUUAUCUGUAUAUAAAUGGAUACAAAACUAUUGAUCCAAAAAAAAUUCCUAUGAAUGAAAUAAAGAAGGUAAUAUAAAUUAUUUGAACUUAUUAGUUUCUACCUCCGAUUGCCAUGAAAAUCAUAACAUAAGACGAAUGGUGUAAUUUUCUACCCACUUUGGUGCAAAAUUUUCAUUGCUAAAUUAUAAAUGAGAAGUAGAAUUAAUAGUAAUAGAUGAAAUCAGAAUUCAAUUUAAGAAAUAAUUAAAAUGAGAGAUUUUAGAAUUAGUAGAUGACUGAAACUCAUUUUGCAUUAUUGGUUUUUUUGAAUUUGUUAAAAUCUAAAAAAUUUUUUGGGGUUGCAAAAUUCUCUGUGAAGCCUGAAAAGGAUAACAUAACUAAAAUAAUAGAGCUAAGCAAUACUUAUUGGAAUAAAAAGAAGAUGCAAGAUAAAUCAUUAUAAAAUUAUAACACUGAAAAUAUCAAGGGAAUGUAAUCUUUAUGUUUAGGAGUUGGAUAUAAUUCCUUAAUACUACUUUCAUCCUUCAUUUCAUCAUUUGAAUUAAUAGAGAUAGGUUUCGAUGAAAUUGAGUCGAUCAGCUCUUUAUAAACUACAUUAAGUAUAUAUUUGGAGGAGGCAACUAAGCAAAGUGGCCAUUAAAGGAGCAAUUAAAAUAAUAAAGAGAAACUUUGCUUAAAAUUUGAAACUGAAAAAAGCUAUUAGAUAAAAUAGUUGGUUGAUGAAUAUUUCAAACUUUAAAUGGAAAAUCAAGAAUAAACAGAUGAAUAUAUUUGA
Messenger RNA from Paramecium octaurelia, 3496 nucleotides. The record is from the annotation of a GenBank genome assembly. Lineage: Eukaryota; Ciliophora; Oligohymenophorea; Peniculida; Parameciidae.